AUGGCUGCAGGCGUAUGGGAUGACUACAACAACUUUAUCACUUCGUUCAUUCCAAAGCAGACGAUCCUCAAGCUCCGUCUCUUUGCCGACAAGUUGACGGUGCACUCGGGCAUCAACCUCCACCUCAAGAGUCAGGAGCGCAAGAGUGACCUGGUGGACAAGAUCCGCACCGCGUUCAACACGCUGAGGAAGAGCGACAACCAGCGCGCGUACCUCAUCAUCCGUCGCGAGUGCGAGCAGAUUGCGGCCAACAACCCCCGCCAUCGCGGGCUCGAGUUCAUGCCGCCGCCGACGUUUGGCGGUGUGCCGUCUUCGUCCAACUUUACUGCGCCCUCCUCAUCACGUCAACCUACAUUAGCAUACUCGCAGCCUCGCCCUGCGGGGACUAGCGGUUGGAACCAGGUGCAGGGAGUGGGAGCCACCAGCAACGCGUACAGCCAUCCUCGCCAAUACAUCCUGCAAGACUGGAGGGAAAGCCCCAUGUGGAAACCCAUCAAGGCGCUGUCCCACAUGGAGAUGCUGCCAGACAUCCAGUCGUCGGAAAGCUCGAACACGAGGCGAGAGAAGAGGGUGCACUUCCAGCUGCCCAACGACGUGAUUGAACUGCUCAAGAAGAGCAAGAGCGACCCACGAAGCCGACCUCAAUACUCUAUCCGUCUCUUCUGCGCGUCAUCGGAAUGGUUCAGGCCACAGGGCCUGGCCGCCCCCCCAGGCGCGCCGCCCGUGACCAACCGCUCCAUCCCCAUCGAGUACCCUUCCAGCCCCGACGUGUUACUCGACGACCAGGUCGUGCCGUUUAAAGAGCGUGGCCUGCGCGGAAAGGCCGGCAGUGCCCCACCGCUUGAUAUCGACAAGAGCCCGCGCGGGCUGGUCAUGAUGCCUGGCCGCAUGGCGACGGUGACGAUGAGCCACACCGGGCCCACACCCGUCAGCAAGAAGAAGGAGUUUUCAAAGAAAUUCUGGUUCCAGCUUGUCGUGUGCGAAAUGACGUCCAUGGAAGACCUGUUAACGAGGCUCGAGGCUUUGCCACCGACCAACGCAGCUGCCGAGCGCGAGAAGCUGCGCAAGCUUGCAGCAGAAGACGACGACAUCGAGGUUGGCAGCUCAGCCCUGUCGCUCAAGGACCCACUCUCUGGCAUGCGCAUCGCCAAGCCCAUUCGCUCGAUCAGGUGCGGCCACUUGCAGUGCUUUGACGCUCGCUGGUGGCUCGAGUCGAACAAGAGUCACCCCCAAUGGCUCUGCCCGCACUGCAGCAAGGAGCUCAAGUUUGAAGAGGUCAUCUGCGACGGCUACUUUUUAAGCAUCCUCUCGGCUGUUCCCGACGACUACGACGAGGUGACGCUCGAGUCCAACGGCGACUGGCACACAGCCGACGGAAAGUAUGGCACCGCCGAAUGGGUCGCCAAGAAUGCCGCGCCCAAGCCUGCUGCUACCGCCGCCGCCGCCGCCACGACGGUCAGCCUCAAGCGCAGCCGCUCGCCGUCCAUGCAGGGUACACCCGACAAGGGCAAGCGCCGCGCGAUCGAGAUUCUGUCCGACUCGGACGACGACGACAUGCCCAUCCUCGCCCAGCCCAACGGCCACCACGCCAACGGCGGCGUCUCGCAGCCGUCGUCGUUCCGCGCCUCGAGCUCGGCGCAGCCCCAAGCCGCCCCGGCCGUCAUUGACCUCACGCUGUCCGACUCGGACGACGACGAAGACGAAAGCGACGGUCUCGUCCCCCAGCGGAAUUUUCAGCGGCCGGGCGUAGAAUCUUCGAGUCACGGCGUCGCAGGCUCGACAGCUCCGCGUCCGGCUAGCACGGCUUUGGGCAGCGAUGUGUGGGACUCCAUCCCCUUUUCGUCUGUGCGCGACCUCGAUGACGAAGAGUGGGGUGACUUUUUCAACGCCAGGCAGGCCAACGGCAACGUCAACGGCAACGGCAGUGGGCACUAG
Messenger RNA from Apiotrichum porosum, 1935 nucleotides. It is a transcript of the gene SIZ1, whose product is annotated as SUMO ligase siz1. Lineage: Eukaryota; Fungi; Basidiomycota; Tremellomycetes; Trichosporonales; Trichosporonaceae. Gene Ontology annotation, molecular function: zinc ion binding; SUMO ligase activity. The transcript has 7 exons. Gene Ontology annotation, biological process: protein sumoylation. The record is from RefSeq and is a predicted model, not a curated record. Bases 1 to 1935 code for a protein of 644 amino acids.